AUGGACCGGCAUAAGAUCGUCGCGGGAGCUGCUGGUAUGGCUGUGGGCUGCGGAACGGUGUGGGCGACAUAUUUCGACGAGGAGAACCGAUCGGGAGGCGGGCAGCACGCCUGUUUGACCUCCAACAGUGGGACAAAGGAAACAGCUGCUCGGCUAGCAUCAGGGCUGCCUGGGCCUGUGCUUGCAGAUCUGAUCACUGCAAAGAAAGACGCUCCUCUGGCUAGAAUUCUGCCGAAAUUCGACAUUGUCUUGUCGCCUGCGAAUUCCUCUGGCGGUGGCCCUGUCGUUGGUGGUAUCGCUGGCGUUGGCGGUGCUGCUGGGGUGAAACGGAAAAAAGGUGGCAGGAAAGCAGGCGGAAAUUAUUUUCUGGAUGGAGCAGAGGAGGCGGAUUCAUGGGAUACGGAGCUUCCUGCGUUGAUGCCUAUGGCCGAGAUACAGCAGCACGUGGAGGCUGCUAGCAGGGUAGCAGUGUCGCCUUCAUUCUCUGAGGAGGCAUGCAGUGCGCUGCAUGCUUACUACCUUGUGAUUCGCCGGGCCAAGGUGGACCAGGAUGUUGGGGACGUGUCGCUGCUGACUCUGGAGAGCUUGAUACGAGUUGCGAUCGCAUGCGCCAAGCUGUGCAUGAGGUGCGAAAUGAUGGUUCCUGGUAGGGUCUUUCUUUCUUGUCUUUGUGGCAUCUUUGUUCGUUGGGCAAAGGUGGACCAGGAUGUUGGGGAUGUGUCGCUGCUGACUCUGGAGAGCCUCAUUCGAGUUGCUAUCGCAUGCGCCAAGCUUUGCACGAGCUACCAGGAUGCAUCGGCACAGCUAAGCAGGGCUGUGGAAGGAGGGGUGAAUUUCUUUGACACGGCUGAGAUGUACCCUGUGCCGCAACGGGCAGAGACUCAGGGCUCAAGUGAGGCGUAUCUGGGGCGGUGGUUGGCCGCUUCUGGCAUUCCGAGAGACAAACUCAUAUUCGCCACCAAGGUGGCGGGCCCAUCAGCUCACAUGACGUGGAUAAGAGGGGGCCCUUGUGCCCUCGACCCCGUUAACAUGGCUGCUCUCCUCCCUCCCUCCCUCCCCUCCCCUCCCCUCCCCUCCCCUCCCCUCCAAUCCCCUCCCCUCCCCUCUCUCGCCCUUCAGAAACCUUUCAGGUAG
Closterium sp. Naga37s-1 is the source of this 1134-nucleotide messenger RNA. NCBI's taxonomy places the organism in Eukaryota, Viridiplantae, Streptophyta, Zygnematophyceae, Desmidiales, Closteriaceae. The record is from the annotation of a GenBank genome assembly.